GAACUUGCCUGCAUGAAGGAAAACGACCACUUGAAGUGACCUGUUUUCCGUAGUGAAUUGCAAAAGAAUGUGGAUUAACCAAAUUCCUUGCUACCUACUGAUGGUAGCACAUUUGUGUAUUCUGAACCGGUUUGUCUACAGCCAAGAAAAAGUUCCAGAUUCUUCACAUUUGGCUCAGAACCUGACAUGUAUAACACACAAUCUUGACAAUGUUGUCUGCACUUGGACUACGGCUGCCGAAGAUGAUUCAAAAGUUAUUUAUGAAUUCUGUUACAAUGUCAGUUUUUCUGAUCCACAAUGUUCAUUAACCAAGGAAAAAAAGGCAACAUUUGCAUUAAUUAUCUUUGAACAUAUACAGAUUGAGAUAACCACCCUCAAUUUAACUAAGGGAAAAAAGAAUGAUCCCAUAGCUGAAAACACAUUUCUGCUUUCUGAAAAAGACAUUUUACUUGUUCCUCCGAUGCCUCAUAUUCAUAGACUGACUCCAGAUUUUUUAGCUGACACGUUGAUUCUGGAAUGGUAUGAUGGUGGAUCAGUCUUUCAAUACAAAAUUGAUUGUACUUGGCAAAUUCAGAUUCUGCGUAAAGAUCCAAUGGAGGAAAUAGCACUAGAGACAUAUAACACAUCAGUUGGCAGCAAAGAUACUCUCCUUCGUUGGGAAUGGACAUCAGAUCUGCCUUUUAAUUGCACCACUCACUACAUUAGGAUUCGCUGUUUUCUUAAUGAGAAAAAUUUUGAUGGAAAGAAGAUGUGGAGUGAAUGGAGUCCACUUGCAAACAUUCCAGGAAAGGACAGAGGCAAUUUCACAAAAAUGUACCCUUUAGAUAAAGUGGUGGUAGGAGGUUCCAACGUGACUUUCUGCUGUAUGUAUGAAGCUGAAGAUACUUUCAUCACUAUUAAAUAUUGGAAUUUGUGCGACACUCUGAACUGUAAGGCUGCCCCUCUCACCAAAUGGAGCAAGUCAUUCUUUGUGCAAAAUGUCACUGCUGCCGCUAAUUCUGGAUUUAAUGCCUGGUGUAAAUUACAAAAGGGAGGAACAGGCAAGUUCUUCGUUACUGGAACGGUUUUAUUUGUGGGCUAUCCUCCGGAUGUUCCACAAAAUUUAACCUGUGAAACACAGAAUUUUAAGGAAAUAACAUGCCACUGGCAGGAGGGAAAGCCCACUUUAUUAGUUGGUGCAAGAAAAACCAAACAUGCCUUAUUUGAAGGAAACUCUGGGAAAAAUAUCACAUGUGCGGAAUCAAAUCGUAAAAAUUAUCAUUGUAAUUUUACAAUCCUGAAGAACCAAACAGAAUACAACUUCACACUACAUGCUUCCAAUCAUCUCGGCCAAUCAGAAGCUUCCCUCAUAAUUGAUAUUAGGCAUAGAGUUUACCCACAUACUCCUGCAGACUUAAGAGUGAGCAGUGUAACUUCAACCAGCUUCAGACUGUCUUUUUCUUUGCCUGGCAAUUUCAAAGAAACCAAACUGCUAUGUCAGGUUCAAAUUCCCAGUGGCCCUUUCCAAGAAGAAAGGAAUGUACUGCUGAAUAAUUCAGAAAAUUCACGUUAUACAAUCUUAGUGGACAAAUUGCGUCCAUACACAAAUUACAUUUUCCGAGUUCGCUGUGCAACUCCAGUGCCUUUCUUUUGGAAAUGGAGUAAUUGGAGCAAGAACAAGACCGACACAACUCAACAAGCCCAACCAGCAAGAGAGCUUGAUAUCUGGAGAGAAAAAGAUGCUAAUGAUACAGUCACUCUCUUUUGGAAGCCACUCCCUAGUCUUGAAAGCAAUGGAUUGAUAGAGACUUAUGAGGUAUAUUGGACACUGCCAGAUAAAUCCACAAAGAAUGAAUCAGUUCCUGCAUCCCAAAACUCCACCAAAAUAAAACUUUGGAAAAAUGAUUACAUAUUUACGGUGAAGGCAAAGAACAAGGCGGGUGUUUCUCCUCCUUCUUCAAUCAAUAGUGCUGAGCUUCCAGUGGGUGAUGUUUCUGUAGAAAAGGGAAUUGGAAAAGAUGAUACUAUUUCUCUUGAUUGGCACCCGGACUCCAAUGUGACUUGUGGCUACGUAGUGAGGUGGUGUUAUAGUCCUGAGCCGUGUACAGCUGUUCACUGGGAAACGUUUUCUUCAAGUGUGACAAAUGCUGAUAUUAAAUCAGCUGUCUUCCAGCCUGGAGUUCGAUAUACAUUUUCUGUCUUUGGCUGCAAAGAAACUGGAUAUCAGCUACUGGGAUAUAUCAAGGGCUACAUACAAGAACUGAGUCCCAAAAAGGCACCUGAUUUUAGUGUGCAACAAACCACCUCUGAUUCCAUCUCAGUAAAAUGGAAGAAUAUAUCUGUGGAAGACAGACGAGGCUUUUUGCAAGGUUAUGCGCUUCUUUGUGCCAAAGGAGAGAAAGAUGGCCCAGCACCAAAAUAUUUUCAAUCAGAAAUGAACAUUACUGAUCUAAAUAAAGAUUCGAUGACGGUAUCAGGCCUUCAAGGGAAAACCGGUUACCAUCUGACUUUUAGAGCCUAUACAGCUGCAGGAUAUGGACCUCGUAAAGCCUUGUAUGUGGUUACAAAGGAAAACGCUUUGGGAUUGAUCAUUGCCAUAAUUAUCCCGGUGUCUGUGGUUCUUGUGUUGGCAGUUGUAACCGGGAUCCUCUGCUACAGGAAGAGGGAAUGGAUUAAAGAAGUCUUCUAUCCUGACAUUCCAAACCCAGAACACUCCAAAGCUUUGGAUUUCCCAAGAGAUUCAGAGGGGAACUGUAAUUCUAAAACCUUGGAGAUGAACCCGUGUACUCCCAAUAAUAUCGAAGUAAUUCAAUCCCAGUCCCAGAGUCUGAAGAUUGAAGACACGGCCAUUACAUCACCUGUUAUGGAAGACCCUCCUGAAGAUGGCUUGGAGUCUGAAUCAGGGAGCCACGUUGUGGUUUCCUAUUGUCCACCAAUUAUUGAGGAAGUUAUAUCUAAUCCACCAGAGGAUGAAUCUGCAGCAUCUUCCCAGGUUGUUUAUAUUGAUGUCCAGUCAAUGUAUCCAGCUCCAGUUAAACCAAAUGAAGAAUUGGAAGCUGACUGUGUGGUUUCAGCAGGUUAUAAACCACAAAUGCAACUCGCAGUUAAUAAUUUCAGACAGUUGGAGGAAACAUCAACAACAGAAGAGGACUCAGACAAGGGUGCAGGCUAUAGACCACAAAUAAAUGCAUCCUCCUGGAAUACAGGCUGUCCAGAUUCUCCAGAAUCCACAGAAAAUGUCUCAUUUGGGAGCCCUUGUUCAAUUAAUUCUCGGCAGUUUUUGAUUCCUCCUAAAGAUGAGGAUGACGAUUCUCCCAAAGCUAUUAACUCAGGAUGGUCUUUUGCUAACUUAUUUCACACCAAAUCAAAUGAGUAAGGCACGGUUGCCCUGGAAAUAGCUGUUUGCUUGGAACUGGUUGUUAGCAGUUUUGGAAGUACUAUCCCAGAGCGUUUAUUAUUUU
Molecule: messenger RNA, 3440 nt
Organism: Protobothrops mucrosquamatus (brown spotted pit viper)
Lineage: Eukaryota; Metazoa; Chordata; Lepidosauria; Squamata; Viperidae
Gene: LIFR
Product: LIF receptor subunit alpha
Exons: 19
Coding region: 68-3355 (1095 amino acids)
Biological process (GO): cytokine-mediated signaling pathway
Cellular component (GO): membrane; external side of plasma membrane
Molecular function (GO): protein binding; cytokine receptor activity
Source: RefSeq, a predicted model, not a curated record